AUGUCUCGAUCUAAACGAGAUGUUUAUGAAGAUCCGAACGAUAUUGUUCGAAUGGCUCGUUUAUCAGUCAAAGAAGCCAAUAUGAGAGCAAUCCGAAUGCAGGGUAUGACUACUCAGCAGCUUGUUCAGCGGAUAAAAGAUCUAAAGUACUGGAGCAAUGAAAUUGACAGAGAGUUACAAGAUCUCAAAGAAGAAAAUGAGGAUCUGGUGAGAAGUUAUCGCCGCUUACAACUAUGCGUUGAAAUAUCUGCGAAAGCUGCAAAGUGUAAUGAUGUUUCUGUUGCUACAAGAAGGAAAAAAGUUCAGGUUGGCGAUCAGUCUAAUGAUAGGAUUGAUUUGGAACUACAAAAAGAGAAAGAUUUGAUAGAUGAAUCUUUGCGAACUCUGAAGGAUGUUGGUCAUAACGUUGAAAGACAGAUCGAACAUAACCAAGAUGCUCGUAGGAAUUUAUUGAGAGAUUUAACUUUAAAACAGGAAGCGAUAGUUCUCGACAACAAAUCUGCAUCUAUGGGCCACGAUGGACGAAGCGCCGUAGAUAGAACACCAGAUGGCGAUCGCUUAGAUUAUAGAGAUGGAUUGCCAUUGCAAAGAAUGAGCGAGUAUAACGAAUGGAUUGAAAACACCGGGCAGAACCUGAAUUUUUCCGCUCGAGCACGUGUUUCUUCCAGGAAAUUAGCUCAGAAAUUGGCUAACAUUUCAAGAGAGGUAGCCCAACAGCUCCGUUCUGAGGCUAUUGCCAUAGAAGCUUUACUAAAGGAUUCUGUGCGGAACUGGCAAGAGUGGAGAAACAGUCUGCAUGCACAGGUUGUUGGAAAAGACAAAGAUAUAAAAGCUGCGGAUGGUGCUAUUGAAGAAAUAAGCAUAAGUUUACGGCAAAAGAGUGGUCCUCUGCAGGUGGCUCUAUCGCGACAAUCUCAGAGAUGUUUAAGACCCGGCAUUGAACUCUGCAAUGAUAAAGCGCAAUAUGCUCUCCAGCAGGAGCUUAACAUGCUGAAAACUACGUUUUUAUCCUUGGAGAAUCAACUAGAUCGCGCUAAGGAGAGCCGUAAGAAGUUAGAAGCUGAUCGUCACCGUUUACAGAGGAAACUAGAAAUAUGCGAACAGAAUCUUUCUAUAGACAACGAAAUUCUUAGGGCCAUCCGAUCUACUUUUCCACAUGAAAUUCAAUUGAGUGGCUUUGUUCUAAGUGAAACGAAAGAACAUCGUUGA
Molecule: messenger RNA, 1209 nt
Organism: Auanema sp. JU1783
Lineage: Eukaryota; Metazoa; Nematoda; Chromadorea; Rhabditida; Rhabditidae
Source: the annotation of a GenBank genome assembly